Messenger RNA from Spea bombifrons (plains spadefoot toad), 5383 nucleotides. RefSeq names its product venom factor-like. Bases 40 to 5013 code for a protein of 1657 amino acids. Gene Ontology annotation, molecular function: endopeptidase inhibitor activity; protein binding. The record is from RefSeq and is a predicted model, not a curated record. Gene Ontology annotation, cellular component: extracellular region. The transcript is spliced from 41 exons. NCBI's taxonomy places the organism in Eukaryota, Metazoa, Chordata, Amphibia, Anura, Pelobatidae.
UCCCAUUCAAAUGUGUGCUUGUGGCAUCCUGACGGCAUCAUGGGGUGCCGAGUGCUGUGUGUGACUCUGCUCGUCCUUCUCGCUGGCUCCUACGUCCAACCGCAAUGUGUCCUCAUCCUGCCCAACGUGCUUCGCGUGGAAAGCGAGGAGACCAUCAUUCUAGAUGCACAAGGAAAGCAUUCUUCAUUCGACGCUGACAUUGAGAUCCAGGACUUCCCUCAAAGGAAAUUCUCCCUCGCUAGCACCAAGGUUUCCAUUAAUGGUGACAACAAUUACCUGGGGAUCGUUAAAUUAACGGUUCCAAGCAAAGAUUUGCUGAGAGACCCAAAGAAAAAGCAGUUUGUUUAUGUCACUGUGAAGUCUCCUUUCUGUUCUCUGGAGAAGGUCGUCCUCUUGACGUUCCAGAGUGGAUAUAUUUUCCUACAGGCCGAUAAGACCAUCUACACGCCAGGAUCUCUAGUCCUUUAUCGUAUCUUUACCAUGGACUACAACCUACAACCAUUGUCCAAGGCAGUAAUCGUCGAGUUCCUGCAUCCGGACGGGAUCAUUGUAAAGAGAGAUACUGUACGUCAUCCCAGUAAAGCAGGGAUUAUCUCCCUGUCCCAUCGGCUGUCUGAACUUGUGAGUUCGGGGAUAUGGACAAUCUCUGCAAGGUAUGAAGAUUCCCCUCAGCAGAAUUAUACCGCAAAGUUUGAGGUCAAGGAAUAUGUUUUACCCAGCUUCGAAGUUUCCUUGUUGCCAUGGCAGAGGUUUUUUUACUUUGAUGAUGAAAACUUUGAAGUGGCUAUUAAAGCACAGUUCCUCUAUGGAAAGCCUGUGAACGGCAAAGCCUUUGUACUGUUUGGGGUGAACGUGGAUAAUAUAAAAAGAGGACUCCCAGAUACUCUGAGAAGAGUAUCGAUUUCCGAAGGGGAAGGAGAAUGCAAGCUGAAGAGAUGUGAUCUUGUUAAAUAUUUUAGGCAAGAGGAGGACAUGGUGGGACGCACUUUGUAUGUGUCAGUCACCGUCAUCACGGACACAGGCAGCGACAUAGUGGAAGCUGAACUGGACAAUAUCCACAUUGUGAAAUCUCCUUACAAAAUCCUUUUUACGAAAACCUCCAAAUAUUUCAAACCCGGGAUGCCCUUUGAUGCCAUGGUGUUUGUGACAAAUCCUGAUGGUUCUCCUGCAAGUAACGUACGUGUGAGGGCCGAACCCGAAAAUGUCGAAGCAACGACUCAAGCAGAUGGUACCACGAGGCUGACCGUUAACACGCCUACAGGAAUAAACUCUCUGACGAUAACCGCCAAGACAGCAGAUCCUGCUUUACUCUCAAACCGGCAGGCUUCGGCAACGAUGACAGCCACGGCUUACAAACCACUCGGUGGGAUUGAGAAUUACCUGCAUAUCGGUAUCGCCGGGACGGAGCUGAAACCUGGAGAGAGCGUCGCCGUGAAUUUUAACAUCAGGAACAGUGAUGCAGAAACUCAAAACCAGAUCUCACAUUUCACCUACUUGAUCAUAAACAAGGGCAGAAUAAUAUCUGUAGACAGAAAGAUUCGGCAGGCGGGUCAGUCCCUCGUCACCAUGUCACUGGAAAUCACCAAAAUCCACAUCCCGUCCUUCCGUAUUGUGGCGUAUUACAUCGUGCAGACCAGCGCAGGACGUGAGAUCGUGUCAGACUCCGUCUGGGUGGACGUGACCGAUACUUGCAUGGGGACGCUGGUGGUGACCGGUGAUAAGGAAAGUGACAAUAGAGUCCAAUUCCCUGGAUCCCAGAUGAAGCUGAGACUAAGAGCGGACCACGGGGCCAGCGUGGGACUGGUCGCUGUGGACAAAGGUGUCUUCGUACUGAACAAUAAGCUUAAGAUCACACAAACCAAGGUUUGGGACUCCGUGGAAAAGUCUGACAUCGGCUGUACUCCUGGCAGUGGCGCCGACAGCAUGGGGGUAUUUUUUGAUGCUGGGUUGGCUGUCCAGACAGACUUCAAGAUUUCCACAACUCAGAGAUCAGAACCGGAAUGUGAUCUCCUGCAAGCAGUGAGAUACCGAUCAUCGGCGGUCCUGCUCACGUUUAAGGCCACAAAAGCCUCAACCUACAAUGGCCUGCCCAGGAAAUGUUGUGAAGACGGCAUGAAGGUAAAUCCGAUGGGACACAGCUGCCAAAAGCGAUCGGGCUUAAUCCUCGAUGGGAAAGAAUGCGUGGACGCCUUCCUGGAUUGCUGCAAUCACUUUACGAAAAAGAGAGAAGAAGAGAGACGCUUGAAGGAUGACGACGACAUGUCGAGAAGUGAAGAAGAUGAUGAGUACAUGCCCGAUACUGACAUUGUGUCCAGGACUGAGUUUCCAGAGAGCUGGCUCUGGAAAGUAGAGCAGAUGUCGGGGAAGCCAGAUGCUAACGGCAUCUCUUCAAAAGUCUUGAACAUUUUUCUGAAAGAUUCAAUCACCACCUGGGAGGUGCUGGCUGUGAGCGUGGCUGAAAACAAAGGGAUCUGCGUUGGUCAGCCAUAUGAGAUCCAGGUCAUGAAGGAUUUCUUCAUCGACUUGCGGCUGCCAUAUUCGGUGGUGAGGAACGAGCAGGUGGAGAUCCGAGCCGUCCUCUACAACUAUGGCAAUCUCAAGAUUAAGGCACGAGUGGAACUGACCUACAACCCCGAGUUCUGCAGUCUCUCGACACACAAGAAGAAGUUUCGCCAGGAAAUUUGGAUCAAGCCUCACUCCUCCACUGUCGUCCCCUUCAUAAUUGUGCCACUCACUUUGGGACAGCACGAUAUCGAGGUCAAGGCAUCCAUCGCUAAUAUGUUUAUGUCGGAUGGCGUUAGGAGGAAAUUGAAGGUUGUGCCAGAAGGACUUCGUCUCAUUCAUACACUCAAGUCAGUGAUUCUGGAACCCGAAGUAAAAGGUACAGAUGGAGUCCAGAGAGAAAAAGUUUCCGCGCUGAACGUGAAAAACAUCGUUCCCCAGACAGACAUUGAAACCAUUGUCACCAUUCAAGGAACUCCUAUCAGUCAGAUGAUUGAAGAUGCCAUUGACGGCGCCAAUCUAAAUCAUUUCAUCAAUUUACCGAGGGGCUGCGGUGAACAGAUCAUGGUCACAAUGACGUCCUGUGUAAUAGCCACGAUUUACCUCGAUACCACAAACCAAUGGGAGAAGAUCGGAUUAGAUCGCAGGGAAAAGGCCAUCAGCCACAUUAAAAGCGGUUACGAGGGAGAGAUGGCAUUUCGCAAAAGUGACAACUCCUAUGCAAUCUACCGGUCCAAUCCGUCCAGCACAUGGCUCACUGCGUAUGUUGCCAAGGUUUUUGCCAUGGCUCAGACCCUGAUAGAUAUUGACAGCAAUGUUCUUUGCGGUGCAAUCAAGUGGCUGGUGCUGGAGAAACAGAAACCAGAUGGCCUAUUCAAGGAGACGGCCCCGGUCCACUCUAGAGCCAUGACGGGUGGAUUGAAAACGACGACAGAUCCAGAUGCGGCCCUCACAGCUUUUGUUCUCAUUGCAAUGCUGGAGAGCGAGAAAGUCUGCGGCGAUUACGUCAAUAAUCUGAAGGGCAGUAUUGAAAAAGCAACAAGCUUCCUGGCGGACCGAUACCCAAAGUUAACAAAACCAUAUUCCGUUGCCAUCGCCUCGUAUGCUCUUGCGAUGGCCGGAGUCCUGAAAGAGACAAAGACGCUCAUGGCGGCGUCCACAGACAAUACCCAUUGGGUUGAAGAGGGUGCUCACCACAUCACCCAGGAAGCGACAUCUUACGCCCUCCUCGCUCUCCUCCGCAUGAAGGAGUAUAAACUGACGAGCCCCAUUGUGCGCUGGCUCAAUGAGCAGAGAUUUCAAAGGCCGAGCGAUGGAUCCACACAAGCUAUCAUCCUAUUGUUCCAGGCUCUAGCCCAGUAUCAAACAGACUUCCCAACGGUUGCUGAUUUAGCGCUUGAUGUUUCCAUUCACCUUCCCGAGAGACAGCAACCAUUAACGCAUCGCAUUAACCUGCAAAACGCCUUGUGGGCACGAUCCGCUGAGACCAGAAUCAACAAAGACUUUAUGGUAGAAGCAAAGGGUAAAGGACAAGGCACUUUAAAUGUGGUGACAGUAUAUUACGGCCUUGUGACGGAGAAGGAGAAAGAAUGCAAUAACUUCCACCUUUCUGUCAAGGUUCAUGAGGAACAUGAUGUUAGGCAACCCGAAGGCGCUGUUUCGACCAUAUCUCUAGAAAUUUGUGCCAGACAUCUGAAAAAUGUUGAUGCCACCAUGUCCAUCAUAGAUGUCUCCAUGCUGACUGGAUUUGCCCCAGACGUGGAGUCACUUAAUAAGCUAGCGAAUGGCGUGGACAAAUACAUCUCCAAAUUUGAGAUCAGCACUGAAGAAAAUGACAAAGGCACCCUCAUUAUUUACCUAGAUAAGAUCUCACACACGGAGGAGGAGUGCAUAAAGCUUUAUGCCCACCAAUUACUCAGAGUGGGUCUCAUUCAGCCCGCGUCCGUCACAGUGUAUGAUUAUUACAGCCCAGAGAGCCGCUGCACUAAAUUCUACCAUCCGGUGGAGGGCAGUAAUCUGCUGGGCAAGAUCUGCCAGGGUGACGUCUGCCGCUGCGCUGAGGAGAACUGUUUCAUGAGGCAGAGAAUAGAUGAAGAAGUCACAGCGGAAUUAAGAAUGGAAAAGGCAUGUGAGCCAGGCGUGGACUACGUGUACAAGGCAGUGCUCCUAAGGAUAGAAGAAAAGGAAAACUUUGACAACUAUGUGUUGAAAAUUCUUCGGGUUAUUAAACAGGGUACCGAUGAAGACGUUCAGGAUAAGGAACGCUAUUUCAUCAGCCACCGGAAAUGUCGCGACAAAUUGGAAAUGCAGGUCGGGCGAGAUUACUUAAUCUGGGGUGUGUCGAGCGACCUCUGGAGCCAACCAUCAGGCUAUUCCUACAUCAUCGGGAAGGACACGUGGAUUGAAUGGUGGCCGACGGACAGGGAGUGUCAGAAUCCGGAGAACCAGGAGCUUUGUGAAGUCUUCCUCUUAGUCUCGGAAAACCUGGAAAUGAUCGGCUGCCCAACAUAAGGACUCCGUUUGAUCUAACCUGUUAGGGAUUUUUUUAUGAUCUAAAAUAUGCAAAACCAAUAUUUUAUCAAUAUUAAUCCAAAGAGACACUCUAUAUUUUGUCUCUGAUCCUAAAUUCUUUCGGAUCACGCCAAAAUGUAUAAAUCAAAAUAAGAUAUUAUAUCUCCACGAUCAUCAAGAUAUUAUUUAUUGUGAAAACACAAUCUACAAAAUAUCGGUAUGAUCCGUGCAGUGAAAACAAGUCAAAAUAAAUAAUGACAUGCGUGUUAUUGAUCGGUUAUCAGGUGUGAAUUAUUGGCUUGUGGAUCCAGCGCAUGCAAUAAUGCAACAGGUGAAACGUAUCACAUGGUAUAAACAUCUCACAUCUAUC